AUGGAGUCGACUCUGCGAAAAAAAUUUUUAAACUUGGAAGAAAAAAUGCUGGUGGUGAAAAAAUUAAAUGAUGGAGUUAGCAUACGAAAAAUUGCUGAAGAAUUUCGUUGCGGAAAAACUCAAAUUGCAAAUAUUCGUGAAAAUAAAGAAUCUGUAAAAAGGCAGUGGGAAGCGGGAGUGCCGAAUGAGACAGGUCUUUAUUAUCGCAGUUUACCACAACGUUCACUUGUUUUGAAAUCUGAUAAAAGGAAAGGCAUCAAGACAGCCAAAGAAAGAAUAACUGUUCUUUUAGCUUGCUCUCAGACAGGGGAAAAAUUGCCACCUUUGGUCAUUGGCUAUGCAGAAAAUCCUCGAUGUUUUAAAGGAAGAAAGAUCCUUCUCUUUGUUGAUAAUUGUUCUGCUCAUCCAGAGAUUUCCAUGUCAAAUGUUAUCGUUAAGUAUUUACCACCAAAAACAACGUCAUGCUUGCAGCCAUUAGAUGCUGGCAUAAUUUCACAAAUUAAAGCUAUUUAUAGGAAAAAGUUAUUGAGACAUGUUUUGACAGACAUGGAAGAAGCAGAUACAGCACGAGAACUAGCAAAAUUUGUUAACCUAUUAAAUGCAAUUAAUUGGUUGGAUGUGGCAUGGAGAAAUGUUAAUCCUACUUCAAUCACAAAAUGUUUUAAUAAGUGUGGUUUUGGAAUAGGAGAAAAUAUAGAUACAGAUGUGCAGCUGAUUGAAACUGAUCCUUCCAUAACCAGCCUUUUGGGUUCUGUUACUUGGGAGAAUUUUGUAACCAUGGAUAACAAUGAUGACUCAACCCAUAGCCCACAAAGUUCUGAAAAUCAUGAACAAUUUAAAGUCCAAGAUGAUGAAGAGGAAAAAGAGGCUCCAGUCCAAGAAGUUUCUACAAAGAUGGCAUUACAAUGUGCCAGGAAGCUAAUUUCCUAUUCGAUACAUAUGGGCAAUAGAGAAUUGUUACAAUUUUCUGAGAACAUUGAAAAUGUUUUAGAAAUUGAAUUGUUAAAAACAAAAUGUUUCGGCAAACAGACAACUAUGAAUGAUUUUCUUCCAUAA
Molecule: messenger RNA, 1056 nt
Organism: Helobdella robusta
Lineage: Eukaryota; Metazoa; Annelida; Clitellata; Rhynchobdellida; Glossiphoniidae
Exons: 3
Coding region: 1-1056 (351 amino acids)
Cellular component (GO): nucleus
Molecular function (GO): DNA binding
Source: RefSeq, a predicted model, not a curated record